Siniperca chuatsi (mandarin fish) is the source of this 2043-nucleotide messenger RNA. RefSeq names its product transmembrane p24 trafficking protein 10 (gene tmed10). Bases 100 to 720 code for a protein of 206 amino acids. The record is from RefSeq and is a predicted model, not a curated record. Gene Ontology annotation, biological process: intracellular protein transport; endoplasmic reticulum to Golgi vesicle-mediated transport; Golgi organization. Gene Ontology annotation, cellular component: COPII-coated ER to Golgi transport vesicle; endoplasmic reticulum-Golgi intermediate compartment; endoplasmic reticulum. NCBI's taxonomy places the organism in Eukaryota, Metazoa, Chordata, Actinopteri, Centrarchiformes, Sinipercidae. The transcript has 5 exons.
GCGGCGGCGCUGGAGGGUUGAGUCAGGCCGGCUGUGUGAGUUGGAACUCGGUGUUAAGCUGUUGGCUGGCACGGUCUGGUUGGUCGGUUGAGGGUAGCCAUGGCUCGACUCGCUGCGCUACUGCUGUUACCGGUUCUUAUUGAAUCUGUAUUUUCCAUUUCUUUCUUUUUACCGGUCAACUCAAGAAAGUGCUUACGAGAGGAGAUCCACAAAGACGUCCUCGUUACGGGGGAGUAUGAAAUAAGCGAACAGGCGAACACCAAAACUAAUCUGAAGAUCACAGAUUCCUCCAGCCACACUCUUUACUCCAAGGAAGAUGCAACAAAAGGAAAGUUUGCAUUCACCACAGAGGACUAUGACAUGUUUGAGGUGUGCUUUGAGAGCAAAUCGCCCAUGGGGACUGGAAGAGUGCCUGAUCAGUUGGUCAAUCUGGACAUGAAGCAUGGUGUGGAGGCCAAAAACUAUGAAGAGAUUGCCAAGGUGGAGAAGCUGAAGCCUCUCGAGGUCGAGCUGAGACGACUGGAGGACCUGUCAGAGUCUAUCGUCAAUGAUUUUGCUUACAUGAAGAAGCGAGAGGAGGAGAUGCGAGACACCAAUGAGUCCACCAACACACGUGUGCUGUACUUCAGCAUAUUUUCCAUGUGCUGUCUCAUUGGGCUGGCUACAUGGCAGGUCUUCUACUUGCGGCGCUUCUUCAAGGCAAAGAAGCUGAUCGAGUAGAGCGACCCCUAGCUCCUUACCUCGGGGGAAGCUGCCUGCCUGCCAGUCAGCCAACGCAUCCCAACAUCCACCCUCCUUGGACUAGCUUCAGUAAACAACAGCACGUGGGGUUGAGGGGCUCAAACUCUAGUUUUCACAGCUGUAAGAGAAAGAGUACCAAGGUUGUCCUCUGAAAAAUGAUUCACCUGCUUAUUUAGUGGUUUGAAACAUGAAAAGCGCUGUAGGGAGAAAUGCACUGAGAGACAUGGGAGGUGUGUGUCACUGCAUUAGUGAGAUAUGUCCAUCCCCAUGGUACUUCACGUUUCUGUCUGCACUGUUUUGAAUGUUGCAGCUUACUGAAUAAGAACUUGUUCCUUCAAUCAGUUGAACAGUGAUGUUUGAUUUUGAGCUCAGUUUGAAUGGAUGUGCCAUGAGCGAAUGUCUUUUGCCCUUCUGUUGAUGUACACAUUCUUUGCCAUGCCAAGCAAACUAGAUCCUUGGUGCCCUUUUUAUCAAGUGAAGGCUAUUUGAAAAAGAGGUUUGUUGUUACUUUGAGAAAAUUGGCAACCACUGAACUUCUGUUAUGUCACUUAAUUUGCAUACAUGUUUGGUAGAUAAAUUUAACCGUGUCUUUAGUUUUUCAUAUUGUAAAUUCUACUUAGUUGCUUCUACAAGUAUAUUAUUUGGGGGGAUUGUGAGUUGUCAGAGUAAUAUUCUCUUAGUUAUGAAUUAGGUCACUUCUAUGAGCUCUUGCACGUUGUUGUUUUGCUUUUGGACCACCGGAACAUUCAUUUGUCACCAAUUAAAAGUAGCCAGAAACCAAAAACCAUGUCUUUUUUUAAGAAGGAAUUUGCAGCAUUAUACUGUAUGCAUAUGGCUAUGAGUAAUUUAACCACCUGACACCUAUGAUACAAUUCAUACAUACUUAUGUAAGUUUCUCUUGUCAGAGUGCAGUGGAUGGAGGUUUUGAUGGGAAAUGUAAAAUAGGCUAUCUGAACAUUUUGUGAAAUUUCCUUUGUCAUACGCCCCUUUUCUUUACACACUGCUAAAUUUAAUUAUCCUCUUGUAAUUUUCAAAAUAUCACUUCCUAAUUACAGUACUUGCAGAUCCAUCCAGCGUGCUUCUUUUCUUUAGAACUUAUGAGGCUUGGUUUACAUGAGAAUGUGGGUGGUUGCAAAUAUUCAGAUUGUUUUUGACAGGGAUUAAUUGAGGCAUCUGUCAUGGAUACAUUUUUAACAAUGGACAUGCGCCUUGUGCGCAAUCAAUGAUUUUUAUGUUGACUGAUAAAUUUUGUAAAUUUGUGUUGGGCUUUUAUUCAAUAAAAUAUUGGAUGGAUUUACAUUA